UGGUGAAUUAGUUUCCUGCGCAGUUCCACAGAACACAGAGAGGAGGAGGGGUGUGCAAAGAAGGUUAGCCAGCGAUUGAAGAAAAUGGCGAUCAUGCAGGACGAAUGCCUCCCUUCAUAGAUGCUGCAAAUGCGUUAAAUUUCUUUAGCCUUACAGCCGGCUUUCAUUUCCACUCUGUUGCACUUUAAACUUUAUGAGAGAUUUGGAAUUGGAAGCUGUUGCCACCAAAGAAACUGAAGAGUUAAAACAGGGAACCCACCCACAGAACGAAGAACAGUGGAUGGAAGAGAGAGAGAGAGAGUGAGAGAGAGAGAAGCGUAAGAGAGUGAAGAAGCAGAAUAAGACAACAUAGAAGACUGGUCAACAGUGCCAGAACAUAUCAAGUGUAGGCAAAGACCUGAACCUUGGCCUGACAGUCGAAACCACAUCCCCCCUCUAUUAAACCCAGACGUACACGCACACACCAAACACACACGUCCCAGCGUGCUCAGCAAUGCCAACGGGGCUCCAGCCAGCUGCCAGCCUCUGUGCCCGCUCCGACAAGUCCCACUCCCUUUCUGCUGACCCUUGAGGGCCCUGACCCCCUGACCUGUGACCUCUUGACUGUCGCCCUGGGAACCAGAGAGCAGCUGCCCUCCACACAGCCAGGGGGCGCCCUGAGGGCCAGCGAGGGAGCGCAGCAGCGUGCCUCUCUCACAGGCAUGGCUCCCAUUCGGGACUCGGUCAGCCACUCCCCUAACCAAACAGGUUUAGAUCACCCAGGUCUGGAUUCGCAGUAUGAGAAUUCUCCCUGGAGCUCUAGUUCUCCGUGCAGCGACAGCAACAGUAACUGGGGGAAGGUUCUAGUGGACGGCUGCAGCGACAAGACCUCCCCCGUCUGGCCCUCCAUCUCCGGCCCCGCCUCCGGAUCCGGCUCUGGCAGCGACCCGGAGCUCGCCUCAGAAUGCAUGGAUGCCGAUUCCGCCUCUAGCUCGGGCUCAGAGAAAAACCUCGCCAUGAUGGCUUCCUCCGCCGCCACCGUCAACGGAGACAGCAACGGGAACCGACAGAUGGUCGUUGGAAACGGCGGCAGCAGCAACAGCUCCCACCACUCCUUGGCCGGCGCCGGCAGCAAUAACGGGGACGUGACGGGCCCCUGGGGCCUCCCCAACGGCUCCACGCUAAGCACAGGCCCCAACACGGACGGCUCGGCAGGGAAGAUGGCCGUCGACGGUGGCCACGGCAACAAGCUCAACAGCGCUUGGGGCGCCCCGGGCCCCUGCACCAAUCACGGUGCCUGGCCAGGAAUGCAGAACAAUGGGCUCAACGGCCCCCACAGCCUUGUGGGUAACGGUGGCGGUGUCCAGCGUGCUCCAGACACCCAGGGUUUAAACGCUAAGCUAGGCCUGCAGGCUCCCCUGGGCUGGGGGGGCAUGGCCGACAGCAUGGAAGAGCCCGAGGGCAAUGGUACAAACAAGGUGUUGGGCAGCAGCAACAGUGGUCAGCCUAACCUUAACACUGAAAUGAAUGGACCAAAUAACACUACUACUACUAACACCAUGACCUCUAGUUUACCAAACUCUACUGGUUCGGUGCAGAUGAGCGAGCCCGGCUCAGGCCUCGGCUCCUGGGGCGGCGGAAGUGGUGGGGGACCCCAUGCCCUCCCCAACGGUGCCGCUGUUUCCCAGCACUCCCACGGCGAGGGGGCUUUCGGUACGCCCUGGGGGGGCACGACCUACCCCGGAGACAAGGGCUCCAAUGGAGACACUGUGAACCCCAACCCCUCCCUCCAACAGGCUGCCUCCCCCCAGCCCUCUGCUGCUGCUGCUUAUAAAAGUAAUAAUAACAACAACGCUGGGCCUGGCCCUCGCUGGGACUCCAGCCCCACUAACCCCCCCACACAGAAUCAGUCCUGGGGGGGCGCCUCCACCCCUGCCCCGGCAAACGGGAUGGCUCCCCCCGCGGGCCUCCCUCGCCCCUGGGGGAGCAGCGCCUCGUCGUCCUCAUCCUCCUCCUCUUCCUCCUCCAAUACUAAGGCCUCGAAUGGAGAGUGGAGCGCCCCGCCGCCCGGCAGCUCUCAGCAUUCCAGCGAGAUCAGCGGCCGCAAGGGGGGCACCAACGGCUGGAAGAGCCUCGAGGAUGACGCCCUGGCCAUGGGUGCGGGCGGGACGCAGGGCCCGCAGAGCGGGGUCGGAGGCUGGGGCCGAUCUGGCGGCAGCGAGGGCAGCGGAGAGAGCUCCGGAGGCCGCAGCUCGGACAGAGACGGCCAGCGCCCCCGCCGCAGAGCCCCUCCCGCCGGGCCCCCCCCCGUUCAGCCCACCGUCGGCCGCGUCGAUGUGGACCCCCGCGUCCUUUCCAACACCGGCUGGGGUCAAACCCCCGUGCGCCAGAACACCUCUUGGGAUGUGAAGCCUGCUCCAGUACCUGCUCCCAGGAUGGAGGAGCGCAAGCCCAGUAAUGGAGGCCCUGGUUGGGGCUCAACUGGCCAGUCAGUCCCCUCCCAGCCCAGCAACUCAGGGGGUUGGGGAGAUGGGCCUGGAGGUCCAGGCAAAGACUCACCAGGGUCUGGCUGGGGGGAACAGAAAACCUCAGCUGGCUGGGGAGAAGGCAAAGCCCCUGGGACCUGGGAAGAUGGCCCUAACUACAACAAGAGCAAUAACACCUGGGGAAACAACAACAAGGAAGACAGGUCCAACACCUGGACCAAUGCUCCCAAGCCCAAGCAGGACUGGGGUGCCCCCUCUGGCGGGGAAGGCUGGGGUGGAGGUGGAGGCCCCAGAGGAGGUGGAGGGGGUGGCAACAAUCACUGGGAGCCCCAGAAGAGUGCAAGUUCUGGAGGCUGGGACGCUGACAGCGACCGCUCAGGGACUGGAUGGGGCGAGCAGCCCAGGCCCAACAACAACUGGGGAGGCAGCGGAGGGUCCAACAACCCUGACCAGGGCAACGCUCCCAACUCCGGGUCUGGCUGGGGGGAACCCGCAAAACCCGUCUCCCAGAACAACCAGGGGUGGGGGGAGCCCUCCAUGAAGCAGCCCAACCACACACCUCAGAACUGGGGAGACGCCCCCAAACCCUGCCCCUCCAACGAAUGGGGAGGAAAGGGUCCUGAUUGCAACCCAGGCCCGGGCCCAAUGUCGAGAGGCCCCCCAGGGCCCCAGACCACCAACCCUGCCUCUGUCAAGCCAGCUGGCUGGGUGGGCGGGCCCGUCCCUCCCUCCCAGAAGGAGGAGGAGUCUACUGGGUGGGAGGAGCCAUCCCCUGAGGCAGUCCGACGCAGGAUGGAGAUAGACGACGGGACUGCAGCCUGGGGAGACCCCAACAAGUACAGCGGAGGAGCCGUCAACAUGUGGAACAAGAACAACCAAUCGGAGCAGGGGGGCAUGAGUAUGAACACCCCCCCCCAGCCCCAGCCUCAGCCUCAGCCCCACCCCCAACCCAUGCAGCCCCUGCCUCCUCAGAACAUCAUGACUGGCAAGGACAAGAACUGCAGCCCUAGCUGGGCUGAACCAUACGGAGGGCCCCAGAAGGGGGAGUCCUCGUGGGGAGAGCCGGCUGGCCCUCCAGUGUCUGUGGACAACGGUACAUCGGCCUGGGGCAAGCCCAUGGAUACCUCCUCCACCUGGGAGGAGCCGGGCUCCGGCUCUGGAAGGGACAGGGACAGGGAGAGGGAGAGGGAGAGGGACAGCUCCAACACCUGGGGAGGAAGCUCCGGGCCUGGGACACACAACCACCACAAGCCUGGAGGAGUGAAGCCUAUGGAGCGCUGGCACGGGGAGGAGGUGUCCAUGGGGGGCUGGGAGCCUGAGGAGGAGGUGGAGAUCGGCAUGUGGAACCCCCCCAACCAGGACAACAGGGAGCAGAACAGCUGGAACUACAUGAAGAAGGUUCCUCCCAAGAUGAACAAACCAGUGAGCAAGCAGGAGGACACCUGGAUGAAUCCGUUCGUCAAGCAGUUCAACAACAUGAACUUCUCUAGAGACUCCCCUGAGGACUCCAUGAAGAGCAAUAAGAUGGAGAUGGGUGGAGGGAUGAUGUCAGACAAGCGCAUGGAUGGAAGCAUGGGCGAGUACAACGGCGUGAUCGGCAAGACCCCCGGCUCUCGCCACCAGAUCCACAAGGAGGCGUCCAUGGAGCGCAGCCCCUACUACGACAAGCGCUCCCUGUCCCCUGCUGCUUACGAUAGCUCCGCUUCCGACGAGCUCUCCUCCAAUCAAAGCAUGAGCUUUUCCCCUACCAACACUGCUCAGCCUAUCCCCUGUCACGGCUCCGUGCAGGCUCACGCUCACCCUAGCUCUGGGGCCGGUAGGCAGAAUGUAAACCCCAUGUUCAGUGGCAGUACUGCAGCACAAGGCCGAAACGGCCCCCAGCCCCCGGCCCAGUCCCUCAACUCAGCCCAGCCCAACCUCCGCAACCAAGUGCCUCCACCAAUCCUGCCCUCUCAGGUCCCUCCAUCUCUUUUGAAGUAUCCCAACAGUAACGGUCUGAACCCCCUGUUUGGGCCACAGCAGGUGGCUGUUCUCAACCAACUGUCCCAGUUAAACCAGCUGUCUCAGCUCAACCAGAUCCAGCAGUUACAGCGCCUCCUCCUCCAGCAGCAGCAGCAGAAAGCCCAGAGCCAGAGGCCCAUGCCUGUGGGACGCCAGCAGGACCAGAGUCGUCAGUCUAUGAUGCAGCCCCCGAGGCACCUCGACCCCUCCCUGCUGAAACAGGCCCCCAUAUCCCACCAGCCCCUCAAGCUCUACAUGGACAACUACAUACCCCAGAACCUCCCAGAGCUUCAGAAGGACCCUGGCUCCAUGAACUCCUUCUCCAACUUCCCUUUAGGCUCGAACUCUAACAUGAAUGUAAACAUGGACAUGGGCGGUGUGGGGUACAAGGAGCCUCAGUCCCGUCUGAAGAAGUGGACAGCCAUGGACAUGUCUGUCAACUCUCCUCUGGACCAGAACAGCAAACCUGGUGCUAUGUCGUCUGGGCUGCGUCUGGAGGACUCUCCCUUUGGUCCGUAUGACUUCCUGUCUACUGGCCCUUCCCCCCUCAGCCCUCCUGGCCAAUCAAUGGGCUCAGUGGGCGACGGCUGGCCACCCCGUGCCAAAUCCCCUCACGGAAACACCAAUGUCACCUGGCCCCCAGAGUUCCGUCCUGGCGAGCCCUGGAAAGGUUACCCCAACAUUGACCCUGAGACUGACCCCUUCGUGACCCCUGGCAGCGUCAUCAACAACCUCUCCAUCAACACCGUCCGCGACGUCGACCACCUCAGGGACAGGAACAAUGGGCCAUCCUCAUCACUGAACACCACAAUGCCUUCUAACAGUGCCUGGUCAUCCAUUCGUGCCUCCAGCCACAGCGGUUCCCUCACCAGUACAGCACAAAGCACUUCAGCCAGAAACAAUGAGUCCAAGUGGUCUCCCGGAGGUUCUGUGUCCAACUCCUCGCUGGCCCAUGAGCUGUGGAAGGUCCCUCUGCCCCACAAGGGUCUGUCUGCCCCCUCCCGGCCUCCUCCCGGCCUGACCGGACAGAAGCCCUCCUCAUGGGACAACGCCCCCCUGCGCAUGGCUGGCUGGGGCUCUGACUCCAGAUACACCCCCGGGUCCAGUUGGGGGGACAGCAGCAGCUCAGGGAGAACUAAUUGGCUCGUUCUCAAGAAUCUCACACCUCAGAUUGAUGGCUCCACCCUGAGGACCCUGUGUAUGCAGCACGGUCCUCUGAUCACAUUCCACCUCAACCUGCCCCACGGCAACGCUGUCGUCUGCUACAGCUCCAAGGAGGAGGCUGCAAAGGCGCAGAAAAGUCUGCAUAUGUGCGUUUUAGGGAACACUACUAUUCUGGCUGAGUUUGCAAGUGAAGAUGAAAUCAACCGUUUCUUUGCACAAGGUCAGUCUUUGGCUGCUGCAUCCCCAGGCUGGCAGGCUAUUGGCUCCUCACAGAGCCGCAUGGGCGGCGCCAUGGAGGGGUCACACCCUUUCUCAAGCCGUGCUCCUGAGCCCAGCCAGUGGAAUAGCAGCGACAUCCACAGCUCCUCCCUUUGGGGUGGGUCUAACUAUUCCACUAGCCUAUGGGGGAGCCCUAGUGGCAGCGAGGGCGGGAGGAUCAGCAGUCCCUCUCCAAUCAGCUCCUUCCUCCCUGUUGAUCACCUGACAGGGGGUGGGGACUCCAUGUGAAUCACCUGUCACUCAAGCAAGGGGGACCCUCAGAGUCAGAAGAGAAUCAUAAUCACAAGAGAAAGUAUCACUCAAAGACAAACAAAAAAAAAAGAUGUAGAAAAACGCAAUGGCACUAGUUGGACUCUUUCUCACUUACAGAUAUACAGCGGGGUUUCCCCUGUGGAAAAUAAGUUACGUUUCUCUCUGCACAUAUGUCCACUUUGUUUUAGCCCAAAAACAUAUCAGUUGGAAUACUUGAAUCACGCAGGCCAAUUCUAUAAUGUGAAAGGAUAGAUAUACGCUUCCACUUAGUGCUCUUUCAGACCGAAAAAAAAAAACUUCAAUCGAGCUCAUUUAUGUUUAUUCAUCAUGUUCAUUUGAAUUCCAAUUCUUUUAUUUUUAUUAUUUGCAUUUGUUUGCUGACAAUGUUGGAGUCUGAGCUUUUUUAACUUUGCACUGAAUGUGGUUUUUCUCAGUAUAUAUAAUCUGCAAUAUAGAGGGAGCAGCCAGUUUUCCAGUGUAGCUGUUUACUCAUGGAGGUCCUUACUGUGUGUGUGUGUACUUGAAUGAGUGUUAGUGUGACUGAGUGUGUGUGUGCGCGCGCUCCUCUCUGCCUUGGCACGCCUACCUUACCGCGGUGUCGUGGAGAUCAAGAUCAACAGAUAGUUAUUAAAGAAAAAAUGCUGACUUAGGGUUAUCUGAUGAUAUUAAAGUGACAUUAAAAGUAUUGCACCAAUUUAGUGUUUUAAAACUAAAGAACGUGAGCUCUGCAGUGCAAAGAACUGUAGCCGCAGCUGGGACUAGCAAGCCCCUCCCACCAGCCAUGGGGGUGGGGACUAGUAGGCCCCUCCCAUCAGCCAUGGGGGGGCGGGGACAAGCAGGCCCCUCCCACCAGCCGUGGGCAGGGGGGGAUCAGCACUUUCAGAAUAGGCUUUCAAUGUUGUUUUGGAGGUGCCACACUGCAACCUCUUGUUUACAAGACUUAGGAGGGGAAACGUGUGUUCAUUCUUCCAUCAUUUUAAAACAAAAAAAAGGAAAAAAUAUACUAAAAAAAGUUUAAAUGCUGUUCAAAAAAUUGUACAAAAAAAUUAUAAAUACUGAAAAAAAACACAAAAAAAUGUGUUGAGGAUGAAGACGAUGCUUUGUAUCUCUGGGAAUUCGGAUCAGUGUUUUGGCCAUGGCGUUGGUUGUUUGACCUAUUCCUCUCGUCUGCUAAAUAACCAGCAGUGGUUCUCAGGAAAUCAAGCCAGUUUUCCCCCCCUUGUAGAUAGAUACUCCUCGUAGGAAGAAAAAUCCAACUUUUAGCACUGAAAACUACUUAUAGGUCUAAGUUUUUCUCUGCCAAAUAACUGCUUUAAGCUGGAGAAGCUCGACACACUGCUGUCCAAUAUGCUGUCUUCUACUGGAGGUCUGGGGCUGGAGGUGGGUGGCAGAAUCAGAAUGCUCCCUCACUCCUCUCCUUUUCUCCGCUCCACUGGUGUGAUCAGUGAGAGUAGUUUGUGACUGACUGUCAGUGGAAAUGUCCUGUCAGACUGUAACCAAGAAAAAGCUGAAUCUAUGCAUACUGUAGCCACUCACAAGGCCUGCAGAGGGGCUUUUUCUGUCCAUGUCACAAGUCAAAUGUUUUAAAUGUUUCAAUAAUUAAUUAAUGCGAAAAUAUACCUUGUUUCGAAUUACUCAUUGCCACAGAUAGUGUUGGAAAAAAAGGAAAGAAAAAGAAAAAAAAAUCUUGUUUUUGUUGGUGAUGAUAAUAUUUUAACAGUGCAAAAGUCGUCCAUAUUUCAUUGCCUUGAUUCUAAUUGUGUCCGAAGAUGCAACAAGUCAAGUGGCUUUUACCUGUUUACAACUAGAAUAUGAUUGUAUUGUGUACUGUUUGGUUUGUGCUGAUCUGAAGUUCCUGACCUGACAAUGAAUACGUCUGUGUGUUAGGCUGCUCCACACCGGCAGGUGUGUGUGUGUGUCUGUCUGUGUGUGUGUUUGUUUGUUUGUUUCACUGCAGGGGUCGGGUGGGUCGUUCCUGGUGACUCAGCGAGGAGUGGGAGGGAUAGUGUGGGUGGGUGGAGGAAUGGUCUGAAGGGGUGAAUGUAAUCCAUCGGUGGUAGUUGAAAAUACACCCAUUUGAAUAAUGUACAUAGAUUUACCGACUAUUUACAAUAUUGAUUGUUUAGUUACAAUGAUGCACAAUUUGUGAAAAGCUUCAAAGAGAGAGCGAGAGAUGUCAGCAUUAGGCGAAGCCAUGGACCUUAAUUUCUUUUCUUUAUUAUUUUGUGUGUAAAGCUGUUCUCUCCAGUAGUUUUCUUUCAGUAGAAUUUGCUAGUUGUGUUUUAAGUUAUCCGUAUUUAAUGACUUAAAAGCAUAGUACAAAACCCUUGAGUAUUACCCUGACUUGAUAGUGGUGUGUGCCAGUAUUGAACCAUAUAAGUAACUGCUCUACCAAAUAUAAUUCAAUCAAAAAGAUAUGUUUACUUAAUUCCAGAUCUUGCUUAUAUCUCACUUUUGUUUAACAAAUGUUAUUAAGUGGAACAUUGGAACCAGGUUGUUUUUUCUAAUAACUUUAUUGACAAAUUGAACUGAGGAGCCUUGGAUUUGCACUUGGUGUAUUUAUAGCUUGACAAGAGUGAAGAGGUUAGGAGGAGGUCAGGGUGCUCUGUCUGUCAGACAGGGAGAGGGAGAGAGAUGGCUGAAGCUGAAUCAGUAUACAAUUGACUCCAGGGUGAAGUUGGUCCUGUGGCACAGACCUGGGGUCAGUUUGCCCUUCCCCAGUCGGAAACUUAACUCAAGACUGACCCCCCCCAACCCUGAGUCCAGGGCCCUCCUUGCCCUGCUCCUAGAGAAGGGACUAGCAGCCUCUUCUGAGGCAUCCACCCCUUUCAUCCAUCCCCUCUCUGCUGUUCUGCUGUCCAACCCCAUGGUUGUUCAUGGUCUCUCCCUGCUUAGUGUAGUCCAGUCUGUUUACUGCUACUGGGUUUUUGGACAACCCGGUCUCUCACAGACGCUGUUAGUGUGUGUGCUUGUGCGUGUUCAUUUUUGAACUCACUGUCAUGCCAAAUUGAGGAGGGUGCGAGGGAGGAAAGGGAUUGAUUGCUAGGUUUUUUUGUGUGUGUGUGUGUAGAAGCUGGACAAUGUAUAUGCUUGAAAUGUCAUUUGCAAAAGGAUGUUGUGAGGAAUUGAGAUAAAAACUUAAAACCAUGAGCAAUGUACAAUCCCCAUCGCUGCCUAGCAGCCUGUAUGAAGGCCAGGUGUAGGGAAGGGAGGGGGCCUGGCCUGUGAUACUAUACUACUUUUGUAUUUAAAAAUGUUGUCCUUUUUCUGACUUGCUAUCCUGUGAGCAAAUACUAUAUAUACACCCAUGUCUAUUAAAUAAUGGUUCCUACUGUCCAACAAUGCGCUAAGGCAAUUUGACUUUACAAAAACUGUGAGUUUAUGCUGUCUUUGUCAUUUUACAUUUAGUAUACACAAACCCUGAAAAGCUUUAGUCUAACCAGCACAAAGACUCGGGGUAAGGGGUGGGGGGGUUGAGGGUCAGGGAGGGAGGGGCGGGAGGGUUUGGGAUGGGCCUCAGAGAGACUAUGCAGUGGAGUUCAAAUCCAGGCUUCCAUGUCCAUGUGGGUUUGCUUUCCCUUAUCCCAAAUAGACCACAGACGCGACGGGAUCCCAAUUAUCUCUGAAACACGUGUUGUGCCAUUGUUCAAACUAAUAAACCUUUAUUACCUAGAAAUCAUCGGCCAGUUGUAGCAGAAAGCGCAUUAGGAUUCGCAAUGUCCUUCUCACAGCAUCCCUCUGAAUGAUUACAGAAGGGACUAGUGAAUCUGCAAAUUUUCAACUACAACUUUUUGUAUAGAGAUUCUAUCAGACAAGAGGAAGGAUGAAUAGAUUGCUCACUUGUAACCUAUAUGCACAUUGCUUCUGGGAGACUGUUUAAAAAGUAUGUAUAGAAAAUGUAAACAAUGUCUAUAAUUACAUACCAACUUAAAUGAACAGGAAGUACUUUUCAUUGUCUUCCUGGGGUCAUCUUAGGAUUUUAUCUUUGGGGAACUGCACUUUUUGAAGGACAAUCCUUAUUAGUAUGGGUAUAAUUGAGAAAUCGAAGUCGCCUGAUACAAGGUAGAAACCAACUCCAGUGUAUUCUAAUGAAUGUCUCCUCUGAUGCUGUCAUUUUGUUUUUAUUUGAUCCUUUUCCCCACUUUGUUGCUUGUUUUUUUUUUUCUUGUUUUCUUGAUUAGUGCUCUUAAGAGAAUCUGUAAUGAGGUGUAGACUAGUAGUUUGUAGGUCCUCUGUUAGUUGUACUUGUAGACUGAUAACUGUUUGUAACCUUCUGACCCUGUUGUCGGAUUACAAAGCUGUAUAACUUGGGUACAACCCUCAAUAAAAGACUAACAGUGAUCCACCC
Messenger RNA from Osmerus eperlanus (European smelt), 10509 nucleotides. Its product is annotated as trinucleotide repeat-containing gene 6A protein-like. The transcript is spliced from 24 exons. Bases 702 to 6137 code for a protein of 1811 amino acids. Gene Ontology annotation, molecular function: nucleic acid binding. The record is from RefSeq and is a predicted model, not a curated record. Gene Ontology annotation, biological process: positive regulation of nuclear-transcribed mRNA poly(A) tail shortening; miRNA-mediated post-transcriptional gene silencing. Gene Ontology annotation, cellular component: nucleoplasm; P-body. NCBI's taxonomy places the organism in Eukaryota, Metazoa, Chordata, Actinopteri, Osmeriformes, Osmeridae.